This is a messenger RNA of Oppia nitens, 648 nucleotides long. Its product is annotated as long-chain-fatty-acid--CoA ligase 6-like. The coding region runs from base 1 to 648 and encodes 215 amino acids. NCBI's taxonomy places the organism in Eukaryota, Metazoa, Arthropoda, Arachnida, Sarcoptiformes, Oppiidae. The record is from RefSeq and is a predicted model, not a curated record. Gene Ontology annotation, cellular component: endoplasmic reticulum; membrane. Gene Ontology annotation, biological process: long-chain fatty acid metabolic process. Gene Ontology annotation, molecular function: long-chain fatty acid-CoA ligase activity. The transcript is spliced from 10 exons.
AUGGCUGUGGUGCCCAUCUUUGACACCACUGAAUCCAAUACAUGGAAAUAUAUUUUUCAACAAAUUGAGCCCAAGUGUGUGAUCGUCGACUCAAACGAGAGGGCCAAACAAGUGAUGGGAUCCGUCAGAUACAAAGUGGAGAGUCUAAUCCUAACCAGUGAUCACUUAUAUCCGGACACCAAACUGUUUGCCGAAAGAAAGGGGAUCAAUGUCUAUGCAUUCAAAGAGAUUGAGAGAAUGGGAAUUAUAGAUUUGCAGCCAUUUGUCAUCCCGAAACUAACAGAUUUAGCGACCCUCUUAACUCACGGCAAUCUCGUGGCCGCCGUAUCGGGAUUUCUCUUGCAUUUAGAUUCACAUUUCGAUCUAAAGGAUGAAACAAUGAUAUCGUAUUUAUCGUCCGCACAGCUCAGGGAACGCAUAUUAAAAGCCUGUAUGUUCUACAGUGGGGGUCGUAUUGGUGUAUAUUCUGGUGAUUUUAAAGAUCUGUCCCGCGAUUUACCCGUCCUGAUGCCGACUGUCAUGUAUUGUGUCCCGAGAAUACUCAAUAGAUUAUAUAAUAGGGUUAUAUCUAAAGUUAGAGGAAAUUGGGUUCGCAGUCGGGUUUUAGACUUUGCCCUCAAAUCAAAACAGCCGGAGAUUGUAAAGUAA